Messenger RNA from Fusarium fujikuroi IMI 58289, 576 nucleotides. RefSeq lists its product as uncharacterized. Lineage: Eukaryota; Fungi; Ascomycota; Sordariomycetes; Hypocreales; Nectriaceae. The transcript has a single exon. The record is from RefSeq and is a predicted model, not a curated record. The coding region runs from base 1 to 576 and encodes 191 amino acids.
AUGGCCAUGAGAUUAAUCGCACUGCUGGUCCUCGCGACUCGGUCUCUCUCCCAAACAGUCGAUAUAUUCCGCAAAGUUCCAAGCGACGUUGAGCAAUGCAUCCGACCAUGUCUCUUCCGCCCCAACAACCCAAACGUUGACGUCGGCAGCGCUUUAAACUGCGGGGCGCCAUAUCAAGAAAAAUGCUACUGCGCGACCGACGGCGAUAACGCGAAAGCCGUGAGCAAACACAUCGACAGCUGCGCACAGGCUAGCUGCUCAAGUGGACAAGAGUCGCAGGAUGCUGAGACUAUGAGACAUUACUAUGCUUCUUACUGUAUGGAGAAUGGAUACUCGGCAGAGGCAUUGGAGGAAUGGUACACAGGUACCGAGGCUCAUGUCACGGGAACAGGUACGGCUACUGUGAAAGACAUGUGGGGAUGGAGUUCAAAGACAAGCCACAGAGCGCAAUUGUUUCCAGACGCGACGGGAAGAAACGGUGACAAUGACAACGAUAAUAGCGGUUCAUCUUUGACAAGGGUGAAAUUGCUGUCUAUGGGGAUUCCAGUAGUCGUGGCUCUUUCUCAGAGGGUUUAG